AUGACUAUCACGGGCGAUGAUCUUCCCCAAUUUCAACCUGGAUGCGUCUGCGACCUUACGCUUGCUAUGACUAGCCAAGUCUCACAUGCCCUUACACCCUUUUGGAAGCACGCACCCCUACCUCAAAUACCUGGCGGCCUUUCAUCACACUGCCCCUGCACUAUUAGCUCUGCAGUCUGGCGCCUUAAACAGGGCCUCGACCCUGCCUUCCUUCCGCCAUCAAUAGCCAAAUUCUAUAGCGACGACAAAGACCUACACGAGCGCACAUAUCUACCUAGUAGCUCUAGAAUUACAGAUAUAUGGAAGUGGGUGUUUAGAUAG
Plenodomus lingam JN3 is the source of this 321-nucleotide messenger RNA. The record is from RefSeq and is a predicted model, not a curated record. NCBI's taxonomy places the organism in Eukaryota, Fungi, Ascomycota, Dothideomycetes, Pleosporales, Leptosphaeriaceae.